This is a messenger RNA of Xyrauchen texanus (razorback sucker), 1942 nucleotides long. RefSeq names its product ras-related and estrogen-regulated growth inhibitor-like protein. The coding region runs from base 171 to 794 and encodes 207 amino acids. Gene Ontology annotation, molecular function: GTPase activity; GTP binding. Lineage: Eukaryota; Metazoa; Chordata; Actinopteri; Cypriniformes; Catostomidae. The record is from RefSeq and is a predicted model, not a curated record. The transcript has 5 exons.
ACACCUGCACGAGAUCAAGAAGCAGAACAAGUCAUUAGAGAACGCGUCAGUCCAUUGUGACGUUCCAUCUGCACUGUUUCUAAAAGCGUGCUAAAAUGUGGAGCAUGUUUUGAACUAAGACGUAUUUGAGUUUUAUUCCUUUGCGAUUUGACCUGGACGCGUUUCAACGAAUGAUAAUGAAUGAUAUAAAAGUAGCAGUUCUGGGAUCCGAGGGUGUCGGGAAAUCUGCACUUAUUGUUCGAUUUCUAACCAAGCGAUUUAUUGGAGAGUAUGCAUCAUCAUCAGAGUGUAUUUACAGAAAACGGAUAUCUGUUGAUGGAAGGCAGCUCAAUCUUGAACUUUAUGAUCCCUGUUCUCAGCCAUGUGAGGGGAACUCAACUCUUAAUGAGCAGAUCCACUGGGCCGAUGGCUUUGUGGUCGUUUACGAUGUGAGCAAUCGUUCCUCUUUCCUUAUGGCCACAGCUAUCGUGCACCUGAUCCGAGAGCUUCAUCUGGGAGCGUCUAAAAGAGACACAGACACUGUCAUUUUCCUGGUGGGCAAUAAGCAAGACUUGUGCCACAUGAGGGAGGUGAAUAGGGAGGAAGGCCAGAGGCUGGCAUCCGAGUGCCGAUGCCAGUUUUAUGAGUUGUCUGCAGCAGAGCACUACCAGGAUGUCGUGCUCAUGUUUUCGAAGAUUGUCAGCCAUGCCGGUCUGGGAGGCAAGGCCAAGGAGCGUCGCCGGCGCCCCAGCGGCUCCAAGUCCAUGGCCAAGCUCAUCAACAAUGUCUUUGGAAAACGGCGGAAAUCCGUUUGAGAAUAAACCUUGAUAUGGACAAUGGUAUCAGGAUGAAUGUGUGAUUGCAGGUGGCAGCACUGCAAACAUGGUUAUAUGGGUGAAUCUCAUGAGAUCUGUCAAGAAAAGGUCCGAGUCAUUUAACACCCCAAAAUCGAAAGAAAUUAGAAAAUGUCUGUUGCUCAAAGAAAAGGAAGCCUAUAUUUAGCACCAUUCAUAAGAUAAUUUGAAUUGUGACUUUAUCUUCAAUUUACGACCCAAACAAUUAUUAAUACCGUAAUGCAAAAUAAAAUCUCAUUCACAUUAAUGUAAUGCAAAUUGCAUUUAAAUUGUAAAAUAUUUAUACAUUGUGGUAAAAUCUCUUGUAUCAUUAAAACUUGUUUAAAAGUAAAAGCCGUGGGAUAACUACAUAUUUUUUACUGUAGUACGCUAAAACAAUACUGUAUUGCAAUGUGAAUCUAAUGGGAAACACCAUUAAGUGUUUAAUAAUGGCAUUUAAAAAUGUCAGGACACAUUACAGUAGUGAGAAUUUGGGGCAAAAAUUUGCUUAAUUGUCUUGAACAUAAUGUCAUAUUGCAAGAGAAACAAAAUGAAUCUAAGUGGUCAUGUAAUAGGCUUAAUUUUCUUUUUGCUAAAUAUAAUUUCUUUUGAUUCGGGGUGAAAUGGACAUGCUUGGAUUAAUCGUGAGAUUAACCCUUAUAGUUCCACACUGCUUACUUGUCUUGCUAAUGCCUUGUCUUGAACAUUGAGUCUUCAUCAUUCUUUGUACUGGAGGACUGUGUGCAAUUGUGCUAGCUGUUUCUGUACAGUACAUCUCUGCUCUUUGCCUUAAAUGUUUCUUUGAUCACUUCUUUGGAUGAACAGCAAAUGUUUAAGCUGAGGACACCACUUCAGCUUGAGGAAUGAUGAGCAUGCUUAAAGACAAAGUCAACUCUGAACUUGUGAAAUAUGGACUAGCUUGCUAUGUAAUCACAGAUAAGCUCUUUCAUGUUGUUCACUUACAAAUUUUGUGCAAUGUAAGAAGCUGUUCGCUCACUGUUUCAUGUCUUUCUACACAUAUGGUGCAAACAAUGACUGACUAAUGGUCUCAUGAGAGUUUGGAAUGUAAAAUCUUUUUAAAAGAUAACUUCAAGUUUGUGUAAAAGAAUCAAAUUUGUGCAUUAAAAUGU